AUGUCAUCCCCACCCCUCCCCCACCUAGCCCUCAUCGGAGCAGGCAUAACCUCCCUCACACUCUCCAUUCGCCUCUCGGCCCUCGCCAUCCCCCACACAAUCUACGAGCAAUCCGCCUCCUUGACUGAACUCGGCGCAGGUCUCGGCUUUGGUCCCAACGCCGUCCGGGCCUUGGAAUACAUCGAUCCGAGACUAGUAGAGAUAUUCAACAAAACAGCCACCUUUGUCGGCACCCCCUCCCAUCAAGGAAAAGAGUUGCUUGUUCAGGAGGGCAAGGGAGUUGACGAGAGGGUAUGGAUUGAGUUUCUUGAUGGGACUAAACAGGGAGGAGGUGAAACGCUGGAGCCGGAGUUUGUGAUUACCGCUGGGAAUGGCAGGGGGCAUGCGGCUGUUCAUCGAGGGCAGUGGUUGGAUGUUUUGGGGGGGUUGGCGGAUAAGGAGAGGAUAAUGUUUGGGAAGAGGGUUGUUGAUGUGGUAUGUCUUGAUGGGAAGAUGAGGAUUGUGUUUGCGGAUGGGACCGAGGCGGGGGCGGAUGGGGUGGUGGGGUGUGAUGGGGUCAAGUCCAAGGUGAGAGAGGUGUUGAUGGGGAUGUUGGGGGAGGGGAGGGAGAGGGGGAAAUGUGGGUACAGUGGGAAGUAUGCCUAUCGGUGUUUGGUGCCGUGGGGGAAGGCGGUUCAGGCGGUGGGGGAUGAUAGGGCUGGAGUGUCGAGUUUGCAUCUGCUGACGUUUCCGGUUCACAGACAGAGCGAACAGUUCUUGAACUUGGUGGCGUUUGUUACGGAUGAAGAUGGCCAGAUGUGGCCUCAAGAGGGGCCAGCCAGCCUGACUCUACCGGCUACAAAGGCGGAUGCACUGAGGGAUUUUGAGCAGGCUGGGUUCAGUGGCUCUGUGCGGCGGUUACUGGAGAUGACGAAGGAAAGGAUGGACAAGUGGGGAUUGUAUGAUGUUGCUGAUCGGCCGCUCUCCAAGUUUUAUUUUGGCAGGAUCAUGGUCAUUGGAGAUGCUGCCCAUGCAUCGACACCUCACCAUGGUUCUGGAGCAGGAUUCUGCAUGGAGGACAUUGCCGUGUUAGGGGCACUAUUCGAAGAAUCUAUCGCCCGUCAGUCAUUGACGGUCGAGACUUUGGAAGAUGUGUUCGCCGCUUUCGAUUGUCAAAGGCGUGAGCGAGAUCAGUGGCUUGUCAACAGUAGCCGAAGAGCAGCUGAUCUUUACCAGUGGCGGAUUCCAGACUUUCUGGAACCGAACAGCUUUGAGAAAAUGAAGGCGGACAUUGAGCAAAGACAAGAGCACUGCUGGGGGUUUGAUGUAGAGGCAGCGGUCAGAGAAGCAAAGAAGCACAUGAGUGAAAGGCUGACCCUUCACACACAAAGUUAA
Messenger RNA from Podospora anserina S mat+, 1374 nucleotides. RefSeq lists its product as uncharacterized. Lineage: Eukaryota; Fungi; Ascomycota; Sordariomycetes; Sordariales; Podosporaceae. The transcript is spliced from 3 exons. The record is from RefSeq and is a predicted model, not a curated record. Gene Ontology annotation, molecular function: FAD binding. Bases 1 to 1374 code for a protein of 457 amino acids. Gene Ontology annotation, biological process: secondary metabolite biosynthetic process.